AGAAGCCGCAGUCCCGGCGGCUAGGGUGCAACGCGGGAGCACAGUGGAGCGCAGAUCGCGAACCCGAGCGGGCAUGUCCCCGCGCGCUGGAGCCUCCGUUUGCCGCCGGGCCCGGGCGGCUGUGAACUUAGCAGCGGGAUCCUGCGGCCCCGUCACUGCCAUGUAGUCGCCGGCGGGGCUCCCUGACGCCCGGGAGCGGCAGUGCCAGUGAGCCUGAGCCCAGGAGCCCGUGUCUUCCCCGGGAGGCGCUGAGUGCGCGCCGCGCCCCCGCCGCUCGGGAGACACUUUGGGCCAGACAGGGAAAUGGGGGAGAAAGUUUCAGAGGCGCCAGAGCCGGUGCCCCGCGGCUGCAGUGGCCACGGCAGCCGGACUCCAGCCUCUGCGCUGGUCGCCGCGUCCUCUCCGGGUGCUUCCUCGGCCGAGUCCUCCUCGGGCUCAGAAACUCUGUCGGAGGAAGGGGAGCCCGGCGGCUUCUCCAGAGAGCAGCAGCAGCCGCCGCCGCCGCCGCCGCCGUCGGGAGGCGCCCUCGGCGCCCGGCAGCCCGCCGCAUGGGCUCCGGCAAGCGUGCUGCUGGAGCGCGGAGUCCUUGCGCUGCCGCCACCGCCCCCCGGAGGAGCUGUGCCGCCCGCGCCCCGGGGCAGCAGCGCGUCCCAGGAGGAGCGGGACGAGGAGCUUGACCAUAUAUUAUCCCCUCCACCCAUGCCGUUUCGGAAAUGCAGCAACCCAGAUGUGGCUUCUGGCCCUGGAAAAUCACUGAAGUAUAAAAGACAGCUGAGUGAGGAUGGAAGACAGCUAAGGCGAGGGAGCCUGGGAGGAGCCCUGACUGGGAGGUACCUCCUUCCAAACCCGGUGGCGGGACAGGCCUGGCCGGCCUCUGCAGAGACGUCCAACCUCGUGCGCAUGCGCAGCCAGGCCCUGGGCCAGUCGGCGCCCUCGCUCACCGCCAGCCUGGAAGGGCAGCCUCCGAAGAGCCAUUUCAACUCAGCCCGACAUCGCCAGAGACUAGUGGACCCAGCUGCUUCAAAAAAGGAGCUGAGUCUCCCCAGAAGAGGAAGUUUUUGCCGAACAAGCAACCGGAAAAGCUUAAUAGGCAAUGGGCAGUCACCAGCAUUGCCUCGACCACACUCACCUCUCUCUGCUCAUGCAGGAAAUAGCCCUCAAGAUAGUCCAAGAAAUUUCUCCCCCAGUGCCUCAGCCCAUUUUUCAUUUGCACGGAGAAAUGACAGGACUGAUGGACGCCGCUGGUCGUUGGCUUCUCUCCCUUCCUCUGGCUAUGGGACAAACACACCCAGCUCCACGGUCUCUUCAUCCUGUUCCUCCCAGGAGAAGUUGCAUCAGUUACCAUACCAACCAACACCAGACGAGUUACACUUCUUAUCGAAACAUUUCUGUACCACCGAAAGCAUCGCCACUGAGAACAGAUGCAGGAACACGCCGAUGCGCCCCCGUUCCCGAAGUCUGAGCCCUGGACGUUCUCCCGCCUGCUGUGACCAUGAAAUAAUUAUGAUGAACCAUGUCUACAAAGAAAGGUUCCCAAAGGCUACAGCUCAGAUGGAAGAACGUCUAAAGGAAAUUAUCACCAGCUACUCUCCUGACAACGUUCUACCCCUAGCAGAUGGAGUGCUUAGUUUCACUCACCACCAGAUUAUUGAACUGGCUCGAGAUUGCUUGGAUAAAUCCCACCAGGGCCUCAUCACCUCACGAUACUUCCUUGAAUUACAGCACAAAUUAGAUAAGUUGCUACAGGAGGCUCAUGAUCGUUCAGAAAGUGGAGAAUUGGCAUUUAUUAAACAACUAGUUCGAAAGAUCCUAAUUGUUAUUGCCCGCCCUGCUCGGUUAUUAGAGUGCCUGGAAUUUGAUCCGGAAGAAUUUUACUACCUAUUGGAAGCAGCAGAAGGCCAUGCCAAAGAAGGACAGGGUAUUAAAACCGACAUUCCCAGGUACAUCAUUAGCCAACUGGGACUCAAUAAGGAUCCCUUGGAAGAAAUGGCUCAAUUGGGAAACUACGAUAGUGGGACAGCAGAAACACCAGAAACAGAUGAAUCAGUGAGUAGCUCUAAUACCUCCCUGAAACUUCGAAGGAAACCUCGGGAAAGUGAUUUUGAAACGAUUAAAUUGAUUAGCAAUGGAGCCUAUGGGGCAGUCUACUUUGUUCGGCAUAAAGAAUCCCGGCAGAGGUUUGCCAUGAAGAAGAUUAAUAAACAGAACCUCAUCCUUCGAAACCAGAUCCAGCAGGCCUUUGUGGAGCGGGAUAUCCUGACUUUUGCAGAAAACCCCUUUGUUGUCAGCAUGUAUUGCUCCUUUGAAACAAGGCGCCACUUGUGCAUGGUCAUGGAAUAUGUGGAAGGGGGAGACUGUGCUACUUUAAUGAAAAACAUGGGUCCUCUCCCUGUUGAUAUGGCCAGAAUGUACUUUGCUGAGACGGUCUUGGCCUUGGAAUAUUUACAUAAUUAUGGAAUUGUACACAGGGAUUUGAAACCAGACAACUUGUUGGUUACCUCCAUGGGGCACAUAAAGCUGACAGAUUUUGGAUUAUCUAAGGUGGGACUAAUGAGCAUGACUACCAACCUUUACGAGGGUCAUAUUGAGAAGGAUGCUCGAGAGUUCCUGGAUAAACAGGUCUGUGGCACACCUGAAUACAUUGCACCAGAAGUCAUUCUGAGGCAGGGUUAUGGAAAGCCGGUGGACUGGUGGGCCAUGGGGAUUAUCCUCUAUGAAUUUCUGGUUGGAUGCGUGCCAUUCUUUGGGGAUACUCCAGAAGAGCUAUUUGGACAAGUCAUCAGUGAUGAGAUCAACUGGCCUGAGAAGGAUGAGGCACCCCCACCUGAUGCCCAGGAUCUGAUUACCUUACUCCUCAGGCAGAAUCCCCUGGAGAGGCUGGGGACAGGUGGUGCAUAUGAAGUCAAACAGCAUCGAUUCUUCCGUUCUUUAGACUGGAACAGUUUGCUGAGACAGAAGGCAGAAUUUAUUCCCCAACUGGAAUCUGAGGAUGACACAAGUUAUUUUGAUACUCGGUCUGAGAAGUAUCAUCAUAUGGAAACGGAGGAAGAAGAUGACACAAAUGAUGAAGACUUUAAUGUGGAAAUAAGGCAGUUUUCUUCAUGUUCACACAGGUUUUCAAAAGUUUUCAGCAGUAUAGAUCGAAUCACUCAGAAUUCAGCAGAAGAGAAGGAAGACUCUGGGGACAAAACCAAAAGCACAACCUUGCCAUCCACAGAAACACUGAGCUGGAGUUCAGAAUAUUCUGAAAUGCAACAGCUAUCAACAUCCAACUCUUCAGAUACUGAAAGCAACAGACAUAAACUCAGUUCUGGCCUACUUCCCAAACUGGCUAUUUCAACAGAGGGAGAGCAAGAUGAAGCUGCCUCCUGCCCCGGAGACCCCCAUGAGGAGCCAGGAAAGCCAGCCCUUCCUCCUGAAGAGUGUGCCCAGGAGGAGCCUGAGGUCACCACCCCAGCCAGCACCAUCAGCAGCUCCACCCUGUCAGUUGGCAGUUUUUCAGAGCACUUGGAUCAGAUAAAUGGACGAAGCGAGUGUGUGGACAGUACAGACAAUUCCUCAAAGCCAUCCAGUGAACCCGCUUCUCACAUGGCUCGGCAGCGAUUAGAAAGCACAGAAAAAAAGAAAAUCUCGGGGAAAGUCACAAAGUCCCUCUCUGCCAGUGCUCUUUCCCUCAUGAUCCCAGGAGAUAUGUUUGCUGUUUCCCCUCUGGGAAGUCCAAUGUCUCCCCAUUCCCUGUCCUCGGACCCUUCUUCUUCACGAGAUUCCUCUCCCAGUCGAGAUUCCUCAGCAGCUUCUGCCAGUCCACAUCAGCCGAUUGUGAUCCACAGUUCGGGGAAGAACUACGGCUUUACCAUCCGAGCCAUCCGGGUAUACGUGGGAGACAGUGACAUCUAUACAGUGCACCAUAUCGUCUGGAAUGUAGAAGAAGGGAGUCCGGCAUGCCAGGCAGGACUGAAGGCUGGAGAUCUUAUCACACACAUCAAUGGAGAACCAGUGCAUGGACUCGUCCACACAGAAGUUAUAGAGCUCCUACUGAAGAGUGGGAAUAAGGUAUCAAUCACUACUACCCCAUUUGAAAACACAUCAAUUAAAACUGGACCAGCCAGGAGAAACAGCUAUAAGAGCCGGAUGGUGAGGCGGAGCAAGAAAUCCAAGAAGAAAGAAAGUCUCGAAAGGAGGAGAUCUCUUUUCAAAAAGCUAGCCAAGCAGCCUUCUCCUUUACUCCACACCAGCCGAAGUUUCUCCUGCUUGAACAGAUCCCUGUCGUCGGGUGAGAGCCUCCCAGGUUCCCCCACUCAUAGCUUGUCUCCCCGGUCUCCAACACCAAGCUGCCGCUCCACCCCUGACUUCCCAUCUGGUACUAAUUCCUCCCAGAGCAGCUCCCCUAGUUCUAGUGCCCCCAAUUCCCCGGCAGGGUCCGGGCACAUCCGGCCCAGCACUCUCCAUGGUCUUGCACCCAAACUCGGCGGACAGCGGUACCGGUCCGGAAGGCGAAAGUCGGCCGGCAACAUCCCACUGUCCCCGCUGGCCCGGACGCCCUCUCCAACUCCGCAACCCACCUCCCCGCAGCGGUCACCAUCCCCUCUUCUGGGGCACUCACUGGGCAAUUCCAAGAUCGCGCAAGCCUUUCCCAGCAAGAUGCACUCCCCGCCCACCAUCGUCAGACACAUCGUGAGGCCCAAGAGUGCGGAACCCCCCAGGUCCCCGCUGCUCAAGCGCGUGCAGUCCGAGGAGAAGCUGUCGCCCUCUUACGGCAGUGACAAGAAGCACCUGUGCUCCCGCAAGCACAGCCUGGAGGUGACCCAAGAGGAGGUGCAGCGGGAGCAGUCCCAGCGGGAGGCGCCGCUGCAGAGCCUGGACGAGAACGUGUGCGACGUGCCGCCGCUCAGCCGUGCCCGGCCCGUGGAGCAAGGCUGCCUGAAACGACCCGUCUCCCGGAAGCUGGGCCGCCAGGAGUCUGUGGACGACCUGGACCGCGACAAGCUGAAGGCCAAGGUGGUGGUGAAGAAGCCAGACGGCUUCCCAGAGAAACCGGAAUCCCACCAGAAAUCCCAUGGACCCGGGUGUGAUUUGGAAAACUUUGCUCUGUUUAAGUUGGAAGAGAGAGAGAAGAAAAUCUAUCCGAAGGCUGUGGAAAGGUCAAGUCCUUUUGAAAACAAAGGUUCUAUGCAGGAGGCACCACCGCUGGGCAGCCUGCUGAAGGACGCUCUUCACAAGCAGGCCAGCGCGCGCGCCAGCGAGGGUGCGACGUCGGACGGCCCGGUGCCUGCGGAGCACGGCCAGGGUGGCGGGGACUUCAGACGGGCCCCCACUCCUGGCACCCUCCAGGAUGGUCUCUGCCACUCCCUGGACAGGGGCAUCUCUGGGAAGGGGGAAGGCACGGAGAAGGCCUCCCAGGCCAAGGAGCUUCUCCGAUGUGAGAAGUUAGACAGCAAGCUGGCCAACAUCGAUUACCUCCGAAAGAAAAUGUCACUUGAGGACAAAGAUGACAACCUCUGCCCUGUGCUGAAGCCCAAGAUGACAGCUAGCGCCCACGAAUGCCUGCCAGGGAACCCAGUCCGACCCAUGGGUGGGCAGCAGGAGCCCCCGCCAGCUUCUGAAAGCCGAGCUUUUGUCAGCAGCACCCAUGCAGCUCAGAUGAGCGCCGUCUCUUUUGUUCCCCUCAAGGCCUUAACAGGCCGGGUGGACAGUGGAACGGAGAAGCCUGGCUUGGUUGCUCCUGAGUCCCCUGUUAGGAAGAGCCCCUCCGAGUAUAAGCUGGAAGGUAGGUCUGUCUCAUGCCUGAAGCCGAUUGAGGGCACUCUGGACAUUGCUCUCCUGUCCGGACCUCAGGCCUCCAAGACAGAACUGCCUUCCCCGGAGUCUGCACAGAGCCCCAGCCCAAGUGGUGACGUGAGGCCCUCUGUGCCACCAGCUCUCCCAAGCAGCAGUGGGAAAAAGAGUGAUACCACCAGUGCAAGAGAGCUUUCUCCUUCCAGCUUAAAGAUGAAUAAAUCCUACCUGCUUGAGCCUCGGUUCCUGCCCCCCAGCCGGGGUCUCCAGAAUUCAUCAGCAGUUUCCCUGCCUGACCCAGAGUUAAAGAGGGACAGGAAAGGUCCCCAUCCUACUGCCAGGAGCCCCGCAACAGUCAUGGAAAGCAAUCCCCAACAGAGAGAGGGCAGCUUCCCUAAAUACCAAGACCACACCACCGACCCCAAGAUUCUGACCUGCCUGGGGCAGAAUCUCCACAGUGCUGACCUGGCCAGGCCACGCUGCCCACUCCCACGUGAAGCUUCCACCUCAAGGGAGAAGCCAGGCCUGAGGGAAUCAUCUGAAAGAGGCCCUCCCACAGCCAGAAGCGAACGCUCUGCUGCGAGGGCUGACACACGCAGAGAGCCCUCCAUGGAACUGUGCUUUCCAGAAACUGCGAAAACCAGCGACAACUCCAAAAAUCUCCUCUCUGUGGGAAGGACCCACCCAGAUUUCUAUACACAGGCCCAGGCUGUGGAGAAAGCAUGGGCACCGAGCGGGAAAACGAACCACAAAGAUGGCCCAGAUGAGGCGAGGCCCCUGCCCAGAGACAACUCCUUUCUGCACUCAGCUGGAAUUCCCUGUGAGAAGGAGCUGGGCACGGUGAAGCAUGGCGUGGAACCCAAGCCCGAAGCCCUUCCUGCCAGGCGGUCUCUGCAGCCACCUGGAAUUGAGAGUGAGAAGAGUGAAAAGCUCUCAAGUUUCCCAUCUUUGCAGAAAGAUGGUGCCAAGGAACCUGAAAGGAAGGAGCAGCCUCUACAAAGGCAUCCCAGCAGCAUCCCUCUGCCCCCUCUGACUGCCAAAGACCUGCCCAGCCCAGCUGCCAGGCAGCAUUGCAGUUCCCCAAGCCACACUUCUGGCAGAGAGCCAGGGGCCAAGCCCAGCACUGCAGAGCCCAGCCCGAGCCCCCAGGACCCUCCCAAGCCUGUUGCUGCGCACAGUGAAAGUAGCAGCCACAAGCCCCGGCCUGGCCCUGACCUGGGCCCUCCAAAGUCUAAGCACCCCGACCGGUCCCUCUCCUCUCAGAAACCAAGUGUCGGGGCCACAAAGGCCAAAGAGCCUGCCACUCAGUCCCUCGGUGGCUCUAGCAGAGAGGGGAAGGGCCACAGUAAGAGUGGGCCCGAUGUGUUUCCUGCUACCCCAGGCUCCCAGAACAAAGCCAGCGAUGGGAUUGGCCAGGGAGAAAGUGGGCCCUCUGUCCCACUGCACACUGACAGGGGUCCUCUAGAUUCCAAGCCACAACCCACCAGUGGUGGGCGGCCCCUGGAGGUGCUGGAGAAGCCUGUGCAUUUGCCAAGGCCGGGACACCCAGGGCCUGGUGAGCCAGCGGACCAGAAACUGUCCACUGUUGGUGAAAAGCAAACCCUGUCUCCAAAGCACCCCAAACCAUCCACUGUGAAAGAUUGCCCCACCCUGUGCAAACAGACAGACAACAGACAGACAGACAAAAGCCCGAGUCAGCCGGCCGCCAACACCGACAGAAGGGCGGAAGGGAAGAAAUGCACUGAAGCACUUUAUGCUCCAGCAGAGGGCGACAAGCUCGAGGCCGGCCUUUUCUUUGCGCACAGCGAGGCCCGGUUGAAAGGCGCGGAUCGGCCAGCCGCGGGGGUGGGGAAGGGCUUCCCCGAGGCCAGAGGGAAAGGGCCCGGUCCCCAGAAGCCACCGACGGAGGCAGACAAGCCCAAUGGCAUGAAACGGUCCCCCUCAGCCACCGGGCAGAGUUCUUUCCGAUCCGCGGCCCUCCCGGAAAAGUCUCUGAGCUGCUCCUCCAGCUUCUCUGAAACCAGGGCCGGAGUUAGAGAGGCCUCUGCAGCCAGCAGCGACACCUCUUCUGCCAAGGCCGCCGGGGGCGUGCUGGAGCCUCCAGCCCCCAGCAACAGGGACCAUAGGAAGGCUCAGCCUGCUGGGGAGGGCCGAACCCACAUGACAAAGAGUGACUCCCUGCCCUCCUUCCGGGUGUCCACCCUGCCUCUGGAGUCACACCACCCCGACCCAAACACCAUGGGCGGAGCCAGCCACCGGGACAGGGCUCUCUCGGCGACUGCCACCGUAGGGGAAACCAAAGGGAAGGACCCUGCCCUAGCCCAGCCUCCCCCAGCUAGGAAACAGAACGUGGGCAGAGACGUGACCAAGCCAUCCCCAGCCCCAAACACUGACCGCCCCAUCUCCCUUUCUAAUGAGAAGGACUUUGUGGUACGGCAGAGACGGGGGAAAGAGAGUUCGCGUAGCAGUCCUCACAAAAAGGCCUUGUAACGGGGAGAGCCCCGGGGCAGGACUGUGGAGACCCGUCCUGAACGGGCGACUGUGUCUUGACUACCUUUCAAAACCAGCACUGUGUGGGAAUGCCCGCCAGGCAGAGCUUGAAGCCUCAUUGAGACAGGAGAGAGAAAGACGAAGAGGGGACCUUCUUCCAGAUGCCUUCCCAGUUGUAACCGGUAAAACUGUUACCAGAUAGUGUUUGUACCAAAAAAACAAAAAUUACCUUUACAGUCGAGGGUUGUUGAGGAAAACGAUUUUCUCUGUAAAUAUAUAGCAUCGUGUUUGGUUUGGGAUGUAGAGUCUAUACCUGGCUGCUGAUUGCGUCGUUUACUACAGCUUUUUUUAAAUAAGAUUUUUGCUUUACCAUUUAUCAUAAUGUAGUAAUGAAGCGAAGUGGUCAAAAUUGGGUGUGUGUGAACAGGGAUACACCCAUAUUCGUGUAUAUACACAUCCACCUACAUGUUUUGGUCUGUGGUUUAAGAGACUAUUUCAAGGUUCCAUUUUUAUAAGCUAAAACAUUCUAAGUAAAGAUGGGAGAAAGCCCUAAACACAGUAGAUUGUGAGUUUUUAUGUGCAUUUUAACCAGAGUUUCUGAUAGUACUGUAUCUGGCUACCUAUAUUUCCAGAUCUAAAGCAAGAACUACUCUAAGUACUGCAUUUGGAAUCCUCCUCCAUUAGGAAUGGCCAGGACAAGUGGAGCUAGCCAUUUUCAUUACACGGCCAUCCCAAUGGACACCGGAUCCCUGGUCCAACUGUCUAAAAGGCCAGUUGUUCCUUUCUGUGGAUGGGAAUGUCUGGCCUUCACCUGAGGUGGAGCGGGGACUAUAAACACACAUCAGCUUUCUUUUCCUUCUUUUCAAACUCUUAAACUCAGGCCUUUAUGCUGUGAGUGACUAGUCCAAGAAGCACACAUUUUGUAGUAGUCCUGCACCAGCCCUGCUCUUUAAUAAAAAGGAAAAUUACUGGCUGCACCCAAAUCUUCUAGUACUUGAGUAAUAAGCAUCAGGCAUUGGAAGAGGUUUUAAAUUUGCUUUUUUGAGGAAAAGAACUGGGGGUGGAUUUUGGCAUCGUAGCAUAUGGAUUAAGGAAUAAUCAGGACAUCAGAUACAUUUUAAUACAUAGCUGGGGCCUUAUGUUGUAGACGAAGCUUGCUGUUUUUAGCAAGUUCCUGGGUUUCACAUUCAUUUCUGAUGCAUCUAGUAGCUCCACACAUUUCAUAACCUGAUCUCUUUAUUUGUAUGCAAAAAAUACUGUCUUAAUAACAGCAGCAUUUUUGUAACAAAGAGACUCGCUGGAGCUAUUUGGUGCUUGAAUGUGACCAUCCUUUUUACUUUUGCUAAGCCUUAUUUAAAUUUUGUAUACCGUGGAAUAUGUAGAAUUUGUCAAAUCAUUUUAGUGCUGAAGGUUUUUGAUUUUUUGUUUUUGUUUUUGUUGUUGCAGUUUCUUUGGUGGCUUGUUUUGUAUUGUAAGAUGGCACUUGCUGAUAUAAGUACUAAGGCACUAAGAGAAAAUACAGAUAAGUAUUUAUAAGAUGCUUGGGAACCAUAGCAGAAUUUUUUGUUUGGUUUUGUAAGAGAAAAAAAUUACCAAUAAAUAACUAAUCUAGCACCCAAAAUCUCUUGGGGAUGUCUUAGUAUCUUCAGGCUAUAAAAUUGUUCAUCUAAGCAUAGCAUCAUCUUACGGCCUUAUGGAUUGUAAAUCUUCUAGUGAGGCGGUGAACUCCACUCUGAAAACAAAGGCAUAACUUAACCGACUGCUCGGUUGUCCUUCGUUGUAAAAUGAAUUGGCAUUGGGAAAAAGGAAAAAAACAAACAAAAAAAGAAAAAGUCUCCUGCUUGCCCCUAAUUUUUUUUCCAUAUGUUUUAGCCAUUCCCCAUAACUACAUUGUGAAGCUGUAAAAAAAUAUAUAUAUACUUUACAAGACUUUAAGUGGAUUUCAAAACUGGUCUCAACGUUUAUAAUACAUAUCUGUGUUUGGCAGUUGUCAUAACCCAGUCCUACAUUCAGCCAUCGGGACAGGUCUAUCGGGGAGGUAGUUCAUGAUUUACAAGCCUUUGCUUUUUAACUGUCCAAUUUCCUUUAAAGCACAACUAGCUAUUUGUUUACAAAUGAUAUUUUUAUGUCUAUUUUGUAUAGUGUAUCAUUUUUGCCAAAUACCUUUUUCAUUAUGAAUGAGUAAAGAGUACUUAAGGUUGCAUUCGUGUAUUACAUGUUUGUUGUUGUAAACGUCUCCAAUCAGCUGGUAGAAAUUCUCCUCAUUGUGUUCUGUUUGGUCAGUCUCUGUGUGAUUGUAGGAUGUGCUCCUUGGUAGUACUCCCAGCUGUAGAUUUACCAGCCUAAAAGUUUGUUAGGAUCUGUGCAAUAAAGUGUUUGCAGUCUUAUUUUCUCUAAGAAAUUCCUUAUGGAUGUCAUAAUUGUUGUAUAUUGAACAAAAUAUUUAUACUUAUGCAGUUGCAUAACAUUGAAAUAAAAAUUUAGCAUGAAAAGA
Messenger RNA from Nomascus leucogenys (northern white-cheeked gibbon), 10759 nucleotides. It is a transcript of the gene MAST4, whose product is annotated as microtubule associated serine/threonine kinase family member 4. Gene Ontology annotation, biological process: intracellular signal transduction; peptidyl-serine phosphorylation. The coding region runs from base 304 to 8265 and encodes 2653 amino acids. Lineage: Eukaryota; Metazoa; Chordata; Mammalia; Primates; Hylobatidae. Gene Ontology annotation, molecular function: protein serine/threonine kinase activity; ATP binding; magnesium ion binding. The record is from RefSeq and is a predicted model, not a curated record. The transcript is spliced from 31 exons.